Actinia tenebrosa (Australian red waratah sea anemone) is the source of this 1470-nucleotide messenger RNA. RefSeq names its product lactadherin-like. The record is from RefSeq and is a predicted model, not a curated record. NCBI's taxonomy places the organism in Eukaryota, Metazoa, Cnidaria, Anthozoa, Actiniaria, Actiniidae.
AAGUCACGUGGUUUGUGGUUGCUUAGCAACUGAAUAGAUUUACUGCACACGAGAUGUGUGAAACGAUGUCCAGAUGUAUAUUCUAAUCAAGGCUUAAAUGCGCUUUCAUCCUUCUUACAACACAUUGGUAUUAAAAGAUGACGACGAAAAUAUAAAAUAUUCCGUCUGGAAGACAAGUUGAUACCUUAAAUAUGACGAUAGACUAUUUGGUUUUCCUCGCAAUGUCAUUAGCACAAAGUACUGUAAGGUACGCGCAGUUUUCUCCUCCGUACGACAUACCAGCGCAUGUGCACUUUGAUUCUUUCAAUACUGCUUUUGGUUGGGUGCUCAAGAGACAUGUCAUCAAGACCUUAUCUAACAUCGUUGGUAUUGGUCAAUGUAUGAUGCAGUGCUCCCUUUACGACGAUUGCUACAGUCUUAACUUUUAUCCCAAUGUGGGUGUCUGUGAGCUGAAUAGCGCUACGCAUGCGUCACAUCCGGGAGACUAUGUUCCCUCUGAUAAUGGCAGCUUUCUGUUGUAUAUCUUUCGUUCCGCUAAGUUUUGUGAUGACUCGUUAUGUACUGGGGAUCAAGUGUGUCUUUUAGAAAAAGAUGGCGUCACUCGACAGUGUAAAGAUUGUGCAAAAGCGCUAGGAAUGGAAGACCGAAGCAUCCCAGACUCGGCCAUCAUGUCCUCGUCAACAUAUGGAGCAGGAACAAGUCCUUCAGGGGGGAAAUAUGCUCGAUUACAUAACAUAGCAACUGGAUUGGAUUCUUGUUGCUGGGCUCCAGCAUAUCCUACUGCAGGGCAGUAUCUACAAGUAGAUUUGGGUCAAGUCAAGAUUGUAAAAAGAGUCGCAACGCAAGGAAGAGACGGUAAUCAAGUCAAAUAUGUGACGAAAUACACGAUCAAAUGGAGCAUUGAUGGACAGACCUGGGAGGACCAUAAAGAGAAUGACGUUGUCAAGGUAUUUGACGGAAACGUCGACCAUUUUACCGUAGUAACGAACAGUCUUAAAGAUAAAAUCAUAACAAGAUACAUACGACUAGUAGUACAGGAGUGGUAUGGUUACAUAGAGCUACGUAUGGAGCUGUACGGAUGUACAAUUUAAACUACAGACUUUCCUGGCACAUGGAACAAACAAUGAAAUCUUCCGUAAAAAGUUUUGUUACGUCCAUGAUUAAUCUCUCGCACCCUUGCUCCAAUACUAUUCCAGGUUGGUAGGGUUCUAUGGCACCCCAGUAAUUUCUGCCUAUGUGUACACGUCACAUACCUUCCUUAAGAAUGAAGCAUGUUUAUGAUAAACAAUGUAACAGUUUAGAACAGUUUGUAUUUUUAAUUUACUCGAUUGGAAGGCGAGUAAUAGCCACCCCAGAAAACCAUGUCACUAUCUUUUUCCCUUCCAAGGAUGAAGCAUGUUCAUCACAAACAAAUCAACACCUGCAACAGUUUGUAUUUUGAAUGAGGAAUAAACUUACUGAAGACAUUAA